Messenger RNA from Trichoplusia ni (cabbage looper), 3952 nucleotides. Its product is annotated as esterase FE4-like. Lineage: Eukaryota; Metazoa; Arthropoda; Insecta; Lepidoptera; Noctuidae. The coding region runs from base 2029 to 3723 and encodes 564 amino acids. The record is from RefSeq and is a predicted model, not a curated record. The transcript is spliced from 4 exons.
ACCUAAGAUCUGUAAAUACCUGCUCGGUAGUAUUUUACCUACUCAAUAUGUUUUUAUUGUAUGGUAAUAGUUAUUUACGUUCAGAAACAUGUAGUCACAGUGUUUUGAACUUUUUGUAAAUAUGCUGUCAUUGUGCAAUUACUUCAUUAAUUAUUUCCGUUUAAGGUAAUUUUAAAACCGCCAUUAACGUGUCACAAAAAAAUCUAUUUGGAAAAAGGCUUUUGGAUAUCAGUUGCAUAUAGAGCCGAUAUAACCUGGUUCCCGGCACGCAAAUUCACCACAUAUUCAGGGAAUCCUUCAGUUACUGUGCAAAUAAUAGAAGCUAAUAUUAAAAUGGUAUAUUUCUAGUCCAUUUGACAGCUGAAGGUCGCGUAUGAUGCACAGAAGCUAGCUGGUUACCAAACACAUAAUAUAUGUGAGCUAUAAAUCUCCGAGAAAUGCGGUCAGCACCGGCCCAGCUGUCCCCACAAGCUGUGACGUAAACAUCGAAAAAGUAUUACUUAUAAGUAGAUUUUGCUUUAGAACAACCUAUAGAAAGAAACAUAAGCAAGUCAUCAUAUACAGAAAUUAAAUAAAAUUCUCAUUUUAUCUGAGGAUAAAAAAUAGUCUGCGUGUUAAGCCAGAGUGACAAAAACGCCUAUACCUACCAACUCUAUUUAUUACUCUAUUAUAUUAUUAAAUUUUAGUUUGUACUUAUUAUUAAAAUUUGCAUGCCUUUAUGGCAAAAUAUGGCUGAACCAUUAAAAUGUAUCUGUACUGUACCCAGAUUUGCGAAUAAAUUUAUUUUUAUCUUUAUCUAUCACCAUCAGAUCGGUCGUUCUGUUGAGGUAGCAACAAAUAUACAUAUGCAACAAUUACUAACAAAAACUUUCGCUUUCGUGAUAUUAGUGUGAAGAUACAACCAAGUCAUCAAAUCAAAACAAUGUCUAUGUGCUUAAACUUACAAAACAAAGGCUGAUCCAAUUUUGAUCUCUCGGAUAUUUGGAAAGAAUACAGACAAUAGCACAAUUGCACGCUCAAGACGGAAGAAGGCAAACUACUGCAUAUAUUUUCACACACAAAUUAAACUGAAUAAUUUAAAUAUAACGAGAGAACGCUAAUUGUUGAAGAUUUCAACUCUGUCACAAUAACUUAAUAACAUGAUGAGGUCUUAAAUGGUAUAUUCUACGUACGGCUUCUGCACUCUCCAUGCACAGACGCUGCAGAAUAUAGUACAGCAAUAGUUCUCCACUGUCUCCUAAGUACUAAAAAGUUAAAUCUAUCUGUGUCUAUCGAAGUAUUGUUAAACAAACAUAAUAAGAGUCAGAAGACCUUCAAUAUCGACAACCUCCAAGUGCCCGACAGUGUCAAUAAAUUUCUCAACAGAUUCGUGUUCUAGUGUACCUACUCGGUACCAAUGUCGCGAACUCUCAAGUACGCCAGUUGCAUCAGCGCUCACAAGUGCCCUGCCGGUCCUACGAGGUGCCGGCUGUGGUGAGGCGACCUUCGUUGUGAAAGGAUGGUCCCGUCGCGGCCUGGCCGCAGACCGAGUCACAGCACGCGGCCGCGGCCAAAGUCGCGGGACUCGCGCGCUUGUGAUAACGUGCAGGCUGCGCGUGCGCACACGAUAAACUAACACUUACACCAUUACGAAAUGUGCCGAUGUGUGAAAAUAUGUUUUGUACUAUUUACGUGUGUUUUUAGAACGGCGUUGACGUUUUGUUAAAUAAGGCGCGUUGUGUUGUGUACGUGCGGUUCGUGUACCGCUUAAUUGUUACGAUUUAGUUGACCACAACCGGGCCGCAACCCAGAUACAGCCCUAUUAUAACACGUUACUACAGCUGCUUGUUUGUGGUUACUGGUUUACUGGGUACUUGUUAACUCACGUGUAGCGCACUGCCUUGUGGAUGCGUGUUGCGGAUCUCCAUGAAAUGGAAAGUCAGCGCCCGGGUACUGGACUACUAUUCACGUUAUCGAAUCGUUCUUCCUGGACUAUUAGCCAUUUAAGGACAUGAGAGAUACUACAAAAUACAAUAGGUGUGAACUGUUAUGAUGCAAGUUUUACACAGUGGUAUGAAGUGGUUGGUGCUGGUGUCGCUGCUGGCGGCGCGGCUGGUGCAGCAGCCGACGCCGGAGGUGCGCACGCGCAGCGGCCUCGUGCGCGGCACCGUCAGCCGGAACGGACUCUUCUACCAAUACUUCGGGAUCCCUUACGCCACAGUCGACGAGAGGAACCGAUUCCAGGCGCCGCUGCCGCCGCCGCCCUGGGCCGGGGUAUUCGAGGCGGUCGACGAGAAUACUUGGUGCCCUCAGAACUCUGGCGGCAUCACUAUCGGAGAACCGAACUGCCUGAAGCUGAACAUCUACACUCCCACUCACAUCAGCAAGCCCCUGCCGGUCAUGGUGUACAUCCACGGAGGCUGCUUCUUCAGCGGCACGGGCUCGCCCUUCAUGUACGGCGGUGACUUCCUAGCGGAACAUGACGUCAUAUACGUCGGUAUCAACUACAGACUCGGCGUCGAAGGGUUCCUGUGCUUAGGUAUCAAAGAAGCCCCCGGCAAUGCGGGGCUGAAGGACCAAAUAGCCGCUUUGAAAUGGAUUCAAGAGAACAUUGAAGCUUUUGGAGGAAAUCCUAAUGAUGUGACGUUGUUUGGAGAGAGCGCCGGUGCCGUGUCUACCUCCUUCAUGAUGCUAACGUCUUCAACUAAAGGCUUGUUUCACAAAGCAAUUCUACAAAGUGGAUCUUCAUUGGCUCCCUGGGCACUUCAACAUGACCCAAUAGGGUCAGCCAGCGCUCUCGUUAGAAAAUUUGGAUAUAACACUAAUAAUCCUCAAGAAAUAUACAAGAUUCUAUCAAAAAAAACCGCCAGCGAGUUGCUGGAAGCUGUGACCAGAAACGAAGAUAAGUUCUGUGUGGCUGCACAGCACUUGUUCGUACCGUGUAUUGAAAAACCGCUAGAGGGAGUUGAACCUGUGAUCACGGAGUACCCUGCCGACAUCAUAAAGUCUGGUAACUACACUAAGGUGCCAAUGAUCAUCGGCUACACCGACAAGGAAGGCAUUUACUUCGUGGCCGCAGAUCAUGGCACGAGCGUUAAGAAUAACUCAGCAGUGAUGGACCCAGUGCGGUCCAUGCGAGAAGACCUGGAGUUCCCGACUGAGUUCGAGAAGAAUUAUACCAUAGACACGAUACGACGCCAUUAUUUCUCGUCCUACGAAGAGGAAAUUAUACCAGAUUUAGUGGAAUUAUACUCUGACGUGCAUUUCAAGGUCCCUGUGGUGUUGGAGGCGGAGCUGUACAAGCAGACGACGGACCAGCCGAUAUAUUACUACCUGUUCAGGUACGACGGCUUGCGGAACAUGCCGAAGAUCGUGUCCGGCUUCCACUACCUGAUGAAGGGCGCCUCCCACGCCGAUGAGCUGUUCUACCUGUUCAAGCCGCACGGGUUCCCGCUGCUGCAGUCCGUGGAGAACAACAUGAUCAACCGUAUGGUCACCAUGUGGACCAACUUUGCCAAAUACACAGACCCGACUCCAGUGGUGACCCCCCUGACUCCGGUCCGCUGGCGUCCGUCGCGGCGCCACAACCCCACGGCGCUGGUCAUCGACUCGCGCAUCUCCACCGGCCCGCUGUGGGAGGAGGCCUCCGUGCGCCUGUGGAACGACACCUACAACAAGUACCGGAGGAAACACUACGGGGCGCAGCAGUACACGCCGUACCAGUACAUCAAUGUUAGGAGCUAAACAACAAGUGCCUUAUGUCUAUGAUAAUUUGUACUAUUUGGUGAUUCAAGAGACAUUUGUGGGAUGCUUCCAGGGGGCUGCUGAAAUAUCUUAGAGUUAUAGCAGUUGUAGAAGCACGGGGUAAAGUGGUGUGUCUCCUCCACGUCUGCCAAAAAUUACUUUAGGAGAUGGCAGUACGCACUCAGAACGUGACAAAAUAUUAUAUUGAUCAAUUUAGAAUAUUCUAAAA